CCUAUAUUCACUGUCACGACUUUCGUUCUAAUGUACGCCACGAAAAUUGACUAACACCCGGACGUUACACCACAGCCUGUCCGUCACUAACGCUUUGACGAUCUUGACGCAGUAUGGGUACUCGGGUGAAAUGGUUCCACUUCGCCCUUAUCAGUGUAAUUAAUGGUGCAGUCGCUGGGGAUAAGUUAUUGAUGAAAUCCCUUCCGUCUACCGACCAAACCAACACACUUGCUGUGACAGAGGGUACGGACGUCUCCCUCACCUGCUACUCUAGAGACGGUCGCGAUCUCCCGCCAGUGCGUUGGUCCAAGGGUGGCAACAUUGGGACCACAAGCUUCAAUGACACGACAAAAAAUUGCACCGUCUUACAGGGACAGUUUGAUAACAACGGCGGAAAAAUAUAUUUUCACUGUAACAGAACAUCGUCCACCAUUAUGAUACAGGGUGUACUCAAGACCGAUUCUAAAGAAUGGACGUGUAGUCCCAAGGACUUUGGACACCGAAGCAUUACGUUGGAAGUACAAUCAGUUUCUAGUUCAAUGUCAACUUCAACAACAACAACAACAACAACAACAACAACAGAACCACCAUCAACACCUGAACCAACAACAGAACCCCCAGCAACUACAUCUACAUCAGUGACCAAUGGACACCCAACAGCUCCCCCGAGUCACUCCUCCAGUUCCUCCAGAGAGCAGACAGAUACAUCUGUGGAAGACCAUACAGAGACGACAGGAGAGGAGACGUAUGGCGGAGGUACACGGCUGUACAUCAUAUUGCCCAGCACACUAGGAGGAGCUGUGACGUUAGCGCUAUGCGUCUUCCUGGCGUGGAGAACCCGAACAUCAAGAAAAAGAAACCUAUCAAACGGAUCCCUACGAAAAAAAGGAACUGAUUCACAGGAAGACAUACUUGAGAUGGAAGAAAACCCUGCUUACUGGACGUCCAUGGAAGCAGCCGAAAGCAGUUCCUCAAAAUCAGAAGAUACCGUACCAUUUGUUAAAGCUGAGAUGCAAGACAAUCCGGUUUACUGGACUUCUAACAACGCAACCGGGGACUCCACCCCUCAGCUGAAGGAUAAAGAUGAGCAAGCCAAUCCCGUCUACUGGACCAUAGAACCAAGUUCCACGAACCAUCCCACUCAAGUAAAGGCCGAAGAUGAGCAAGCCAAUGCUGUUUACUGGACGAUAGAACCAGAUUCCCAGGAACCAUCCCACCCAGGUACAGGAUGAAGAUGAGUAAGACAAUACUGCUGACUGGACAACAAAACCAAGUGUUUGUAUUAAAGAUGUACAUGCGUCAUGUUAUUAGCCUGUUAUGUGAAUACCCACCUUCACAGUGCAUUUGUAAUCUGAUGUGAAGUUAAUAUUAUAAUUUGUCUUGCAUUAAACCAUGGCUGAAUUAAAAUGUGAUGGAAAUUGCUAACAUCUGAAGGGACAGUGUAAAUCCAGCUCGGGUCCAUGCAGGAAGCAAAUGUACUGUAAGUCACCAUGGUCCCUAGGUGGUGAUCUACCUUCAGUUGUUGGCAAUCUAUAGCCUGUUUCCUAUGAUGUAUUGUCCUCUAUAUGUUUUUGAUUUGAUAAGUAGUUUUUUAAUUUAUAUCUGUGAUAAUCUA
This is a messenger RNA of Haliotis rubra (blacklip abalone), 1615 nucleotides long. RefSeq names its product salivary glue protein Sgs-3-like. The transcript has 7 exons. The coding region runs from base 114 to 1232 and encodes 372 amino acids. The record is from RefSeq and is a predicted model, not a curated record. Lineage: Eukaryota; Metazoa; Mollusca; Gastropoda; Lepetellida; Haliotidae.